Anopheles stephensi (Asian malaria mosquito) is the source of this 1574-nucleotide messenger RNA. RefSeq lists its product as uncharacterized. The record is from RefSeq and is a predicted model, not a curated record. The coding region runs from base 151 to 1374 and encodes 407 amino acids. The transcript is spliced from 5 exons. NCBI's taxonomy places the organism in Eukaryota, Metazoa, Arthropoda, Insecta, Diptera, Culicidae.
GGUCACCGUGGUCAGUGAAGAUGGGGAACGAAGAUCGGCACCGUCGUUUGCUGUCAGUGCGCGUAGAGACACCAUCGGUAGGUGAGCGUGGUACGGCCGCACACCUAGUACGCAGCAGCAGUCGAAGCACCACGCAAGAGUCAACCCACAAUGUCUGCGCUGAGUAAGUACUUCGACCAGGCGAUCACGGGCGCUACCUGUCGGGACAUUCUACAUCCCGGGAUCGGCUGUGAGCAGUUUGCCUGGACCAACCUGUUCGGCACUGCACGCUCCAACGUACACUUCUUCCUGCCCAUCUCGCUGCUCCGGCUGGUCCUGCUCGUGUACAAUCGGCGUGCAGUGUCACUCGAGAUUCUACGCCAAACGUCCCGCGAAUUCGGUGCCAUGAUGCUGAACGCACUGUGCGUUGCCAACUGCUGGACUGGCAUGUUCUGCCUGAUGAUGCGCACCACGGGCCGUAUACACGACAACUUUUCCGUCUCGCUGGCACCGCUGCUCGGUGCGUGCGCCAUGUUUCUUAUGCCGGCGUACGUACAGACGACCCACGCCAAGGCCAUCGUCGUUGCGAACCUCGAGUGUUGGAUCAAAUCGCGCGAAAGCCGGCUUAUCGAGUGGAUGCGCGACUCCCGAGCCACCGGUACACUCUGCUUCAUGCUCAUCAGUGCGGGAAUCGCUCGGUAUGCACGCAAAACACGCCACCGGACCGAGUUUUGGUUCAUACAACCACUCAAGCGGAACUACAACCAGUCGCGAAGGGAUAAGCCCAACCAGGCAGCGGCUGAGCAUGGAUGCUAUCAUCAGGAAAGUAGCUGUGCGCGCUACGUCCUGAGCGGUAUGCGGACGUACUUUACCUUCGGUGCGAUCCUGGAGCUAGCUCGUCGACUUAUUGUCACCAUCGGACAACUCCAUCAGACACCCAGCGAAAGGAUACGAUCAUUGCUAAACCUACGCUACCGGUUGAUAUUCUUCCUGACACUGUACAACGGAACGUUUCGGCUGGUAACCUGUCUGCUAGCUCGGCGUCGUCAGCAGGUGAAGGAGUACGAUAACACAAUCGCCGGUUUCGCAAGCGGCUUCUGGUACUAUGUGUGUCCGAGCUACAACAUCUUCAACCUUGCCGUCUGUGCCUUAACGCAGACACACUGGAACUUCUUGAUGGAGAAGUACGCAAAGCAGGCGCUCGUACAACGACUUGAUCGGGUCUCCUUCUCCUCGCUCGUGUGGAUCAUCUCGAUGUGCUAUGUGACCUACUCCCGUGCUUACUACCCGUGGGCGAUGUCCAAGUUUGCUCUCAAGUUUAUCGAUAUCUGUUCCAACUAUGCCUCUCGAACUGCGUCAGAGAAUUUCGCUGCUCGAUACUUUGCGCCUCAGUGAUACGACGACACACGGGAGAUGGGAUGCUGCCAUUUUUGUUCUUAUUUGCACUAGUUAACGUGUUUCCUUUUACAAUGUUUUAGUUUUAAUGCAACGGUCAAUAGCUCUAGAUGUGGCGUGAUGUUGGUUGUUCAGGAUUUAGUUUAACGAGUGGCAUUUGUUUAUGUGUAGUGUUUAAUCUAACCAAAGAAUCUCCUUUA